CAGGGCAUCUGGGUAACUCUUACUUUUCCUAAACGGACAAGCGCAAAGAAAGCGCCAAGGCGCCUGCGCGCAAGCGCAGAGAUCAGGCGGCGCAUGUGGCAUCGCCCUGCGGAAACCCAGCCCUGGGCCCGCAGAAGGAGCAGGCUAGCUGCAACGAGAACGUCCCGUGCAUCGCCACCUUGGACUGCGAGUUUAAUGAUUGGUCCGCUUGGGGCGCCUGCAGCGCGGAGUGCGACGGCACUCAGAGCCGGGAGCGCGGCAUCGAGCACUACGGCAGCGGCGACGGGGCCUUCUGCCAGGGCUCGGUCCACGAGACCCAGCCCUGCCAAGCCGCGGGCGUGCAGUGCGAAUCGGAGCCCGUGGAUUGCGUGCUUGGAGAAUGGACCAACUGGAGUCCUUGUGACAAGGCCUGCGGCCGCGGGGAGAAGACGAGGUCCCGCGAGCUGGUCACUGAGCCCCGCGCCGGCGGAAAGGAAUGCGAGGGAGGCCUUAAGGAGCUCGCCACCUGCCUGGCAAAGCGCUGCGAAGAUGAGUGUGUGCCCACGGACUGCGUUUGGGGCGAGUGGUCGCAGUGGAGCUAUUGUUCCACCUGCUCGGAGGAUCGAGUGCGCGCGCGUGUCAUCGCGGUGCACCCGGCCUGUGGCGGCAGCGUGUGCCAACCUCACGCCACCGAGGAGGUUGGGGACUGCGCGGCAACCUGCCGCAACGAGCGCAUCUGCGAGUGGCAGGAGUGGGAGGGCUAUGGCCCCUGCUCCGUCUCCUGUGGGAAGGGGGUCAUGAAGCGCAGGCGGCAUCUCGCCCACCGAGGCUCAACAACGACCACCACCACAUUGGCGUUUGGGCUAGCAACUGUGGCUCCGCUGGCAACUGUGGCUCCAAUGGCAACUGUGGCACCAUUGGCAACCGUGGCUCCGCUGGCAACAGUGGCGCCACUCGCGACCGUGGCGCCACUGGCAACUGUGGCGCCGCUAGCAACUGUGGCGCCGCUGGCAACUGUGGCGCCAAUGGCGACUGUAGCCCCACUGGCAACUGUGGCGCCGCUGGCAGCUGUGGAGCCGCUGGCAACUGUGGCGCCACUUGCGACCGUGGCGCCACUGGCAACUGUGGCGCCGCUGGCAGCUGUGGAGCCGCUGGCAACUGUGGCGCCUCUGGCGACCGUAGCCCCACUGGCAACUCUGCCGCCGCUGGCAGCUUUGGAGCCGCUAGCAACUGUGGCUCCACUGGCAACUAUGGAGCCGCUGGCGACUCUAGCACCGCUAGCAACUGUGGCGCCGCUGGCAACUGUGGCGCCAUUGACACCACUGCGACUCUUUGACGAUGAGUCCGCGAACAAGUCCCUCAGCGAGCUGCUGGCCCAGUACGACGAGCUCAAAGCUUGGCAGUCGAAACACGCUUCCGGCUGGCAGGACCUCGCCCUGGCGUAUGCCGCUGGCUGUCUGAGCCUGGUGGCGCUGCUGGGCCUGGGUCGUUUCGUCCUGCGGCACGACGACCGGCCAAUGUCCUUGCUGCGACAAGAGCUGGUCUGAGGCAGCCUCGGCGGAUCGACGCUCGAACAGCGAGCGGCUCGUGGCACGAACGCGGCUCACCAAAACAUGGGUGCAGCUCCACCAGUGGUUCGCGCGGACAUGUUUUUGUUUACCCUUCCC
This is a messenger RNA of Effrenium voratum, 1646 nucleotides long. Lineage: Eukaryota; Dinophyceae; Suessiales; Symbiodiniaceae. The record is from the annotation of a GenBank genome assembly.